GAGCACCGCCACUCCUUCAUUCCUCCUUCAUACUACCACGCACACCCCCAGGCUACUGUCAAUCGUUCAACACAAUUUACCAUGGAGAAGAUCGCGAAAACUUUUUACAACUCUCUUUCACGCCUAUUUUUGCUCUCGCCCGGUGAUAUCUCAAACGAUACGGCGUGCUUAGACCACCUGGACGCAGACGCGGACGCUGGCCAUCGCUAUCGUCAAGCGGAGGAAGGAGAGUCGGAUUGCUAUUCGACGCAAGCUCCAGUGGAUACUUCAUCAGAGUCACGCUCAAGCGAGGGUAGCCGCGUGAGGCGUGCACGGGCGAGCAGCGCUAGUGCUGUCGAAGGCAACUACUGGAGCUGGGGCGGCCCGAGUGCGGGUCAUUGUCUAAGGCGAAGGAGCACUGGCGAUGAACUGGAUAGAAAUCUGAAGGUGUGUGGGUGACGGUGCUCCGUAGUCGUUGCGUGUGACUGAUACGCAUGGGCCAAGAUGGACGCUGGAGUCGGACUCACUCGCACCUCCCCGGAUCUUUCCUGCCCUCUUUCCUGUCCCCCCAAUCCUAACGAUGCCCUAGACGCAAAUCUGUCUCUUUCAGCGACUCCUUCCUCUCACUUGGCGCUGGCUGGCUCAUUCCGUUUGGACUCACUUACGGCUUGUUCAUCGCUGCCGCAAGAGCACCAGCACGACUUCACUGUCAACAUUCAGGAAGAUUCUCUGGACUCUUGCAAUCUCGACGUGUCGUACGAACUCUCGCUAGGUAGCGACACCACCUCGUCUUCAGUAAAAUUUUGUCUCGAAGUCGAGGCACUGCUCGCACUCUCCGAUCUCCCCACUUCUGGCAACUUCAACUCCCAAUCUUCGUCAUCACCACAUUCAAGUAUAACCUCACCGACGAUCCGACACGUAACUGGUCUCGGCCUCGUCAAGGUGGACAACUCGCCCUUCUCCAGUCUGGGUCUGCUCUCUUCACUUCAUCCUUGCACGGGCACGCAAGAUGAGCCUGGUGUCGUAUCGCGGGAGCUGCUAGAAGAGCUCGAGCAAGUUUGGGUCGGGCCGAAGAAGCGUCCGCCAAGGGAUCUGUCUGCUGCUGGCACGAUCUCGAGUGACAUGAAGCGGGUACAGACAGCGAUGGAAAGGAGAGCCAGUGUGGUGGUAUCGAAAGCGCUCUGGCGCUGAGUCGUGAUGGGCCUCUGGGUAGAUGUUGCAGUAAUGCUUCCGUACAUUUGAUCAUUUGAGCAGUCGUUCUGCUGUGCAUCUGUUUCCGUGCAAUGUGGUCUCCGGGUGGACAUAGUAUACCAUGUCAGGACAAUCCACGUCCAGGAUCGCCACGUUGUUGACAUGGCUUUGUACACGUCCUCGAGGUUUUUGAGUCCGCAAACGAGACAAUGUGGGAACUGUAAGCAGUCCCGGUCUACAUUGUCAGCUUGUACAGUUAUAUAGGCGCACAGGCUUUGUGCACGCCGUACAAACCUACCCCGUUUCUUGGCUCAUGUUAUGAUUCAGGAACCACCUCUUCGCCUUUCCUCUUUUCACAAGCUAUCGACGACCACUAUUGACGGCGCACCCCUCUUCCCCUCCCGAUCCUCCGUACCUGACACACUCGUGCGCUCCUUCACGUGCCCUCUCGCGGAGACUCAUCGUCCCAUCACCAUUAUACAGGCGCAGGCCGCCCUUCAUUUCAUCUUGACCCCCUGACUACUGCACCACCACCCAUGCAUUUUACUCUCAAACUAUCCGCUGCCCAAUCCCCACCCCAUGCACUUCAUUACGCGCGCGGCAUCGCGGGUAUCCGAUGGGAACAGCGGAUGAACGCCUUCUCAGAUGGCAAGAAUGUGCAUAUGGACGUUUCCGGGAUGGAGCUGCAUUUGAAAGCGAAAGACGUGCAGACGUGCACCUGGGUGUUUCCAGCACGGGGUCCCGACGGUCCGCCGAUUACUCGUUCGAGAUUGUAUUACCCUCCGGCCGUCCCGCAGCAAAACACGUACGCACCGAAGGUCCGCAGCCCCCUCUCAAACGAGAUGCAAGUCGAUGAAGGCGCAGACGAAGAUAAGGACUGUGUGCCGAUGCAGAUUUUGCUGUCGCUACCUCGUCAAUCUGGAGAGAAAUUGGCGACUCCAUCAAGCCCUCGCUAUCCUUCCAAUCUUACUCGGAUAUCUGCUGAGAGGCCAAACAACAGGUCUCGUCGUGCGGCAAUCUCUCUUCGAACAGUCUGACGGCCGUCCUUCCUUGUCUUGUAUCAACUACCCACAUUCAUCUCAUAUCCGACAAGCAACGUCCAUGCGAGUCCUACUCUGUACAACUAGCCUGUGUAUCCCUAGCCUUAACUGCACGUCUCCCUGAUUCCGUUUGUAUUCCUUGUUUCGUCAGACUAUGCUAUCAUGCCGAAGCCUAGGCUGACCACACUGUGAUUGCCUCGGGGGUCCUGCCUUGGUCUCCCGUAAGACAGGUCGCUCCGAACACUUACUCCGAAAACGUGAAUCUACUUGUCAGGCUGGAAGGAUGUUAGUCUCCGGCCGAGUGCACAUGAGAAGCUAGGUUACAAUGGUCAGUUACACAGAGCUCAGAUUGGUCCACAGUGCACGAGACUCCGUGUAUGCGCAGGGAGGAAAAAGUUUUUUUUUUCCAACGAGGGUUCGUUCCCAGAGGAUAUCAGUGGCAAAUCAGUGCAGAUUGGGAGCACUGCAAAACAUGAUUCGACCCAGGUUCGAACUGAGGACCGCCUGUGAACAUGUCUCCAAGAAUGAAGGAUGUUAGACAGAAGUGAUAACCAACUACACCAUC
Messenger RNA from Mycena citricolor, 2775 nucleotides. Lineage: Eukaryota; Fungi; Basidiomycota; Agaricomycetes; Agaricales; Mycenaceae. The record is from the annotation of a GenBank genome assembly.